This is a messenger RNA of Thrips palmi, 3745 nucleotides long. It is a transcript of the gene Prp5, whose product is annotated as probable ATP-dependent RNA helicase DDX46. NCBI's taxonomy places the organism in Eukaryota, Metazoa, Arthropoda, Insecta, Thysanoptera, Thripidae. The transcript is spliced from 19 exons. The record is from RefSeq and is a predicted model, not a curated record. Gene Ontology annotation, cellular component: nucleus. Gene Ontology annotation, biological process: mRNA splicing, via spliceosome. Gene Ontology annotation, molecular function: ATP binding; RNA helicase activity; nucleic acid binding. The coding region runs from base 129 to 3338 and encodes 1069 amino acids.
AACGCCGAGCCGAAGGUUAUUUACAUUCGUUGUGAUCACAUUUGUGUUAUUAUUAAUAAUUUUACCCCAGUACAUCUACGCGGGUUAUUUGUGUGAGCUCACAAUCUCAUUGGUGUCCUUUUUUCGUGAUGGUUCGUAACGAGCACCAUAGAAAGCGGUCUCGAAGCAGGUCUAAGGACCGAAAGAAGAGACGCCGUACUCCUAGCCCUCGUUCGCGGGAACGAGAACGGGAGAGGGAACGUGAACGUGAACGUGAGCGCGAGAGAGAAAGGGAAAGAGACAGAGACAGGGAAAGAGAGCGUGAUCGGGAAAGGGAAAGAGACAGAGACAGAUACCGCCGCUCGAGGAGCCGUGACAGAAAAUACGACAAAGACAAGGACAAAGAUAAAGAUAGAAGUAAACGCAACUCUUCAUCUAAAUUUAAGCAGAAACCAUUGAAAGAUUCACGCUCUAAAUCAAGAUCUAAGUCCAGAGACCGGGAUAGGAAAGAUAAAGACAAGACAGAGGAUAGCAAAGAAGAUGAAGCUUAUAUCCCUGCAAAUUUGGACAAGGAAGCGGAACAAAAGAGACUAGAAGAAGAAAUGAGAAAGCGCCGAGAGAGGAUUGAACUAUGGCGAGCUGAGCGUAAGAAGGCAGAAACGGCUGAAGGCGUCAAACAAAUAGUCAAAAAUGCUACUGCUGCUGUGAACAAUAUUGUAGCAUCAGGACGAAAAUGGAAUUUAGAAGAUGAUGAUGAUGAUGACGAUGAAGAAAAGGAUAAGAAAAAGGACCCAGAAGAGAAAGAUGACACAGAGGAAGUGGAAGAGAAAGUAAAGGUAGAAGGGGAGGCAGAGGAGCAAAAGGAGGAGGAGGAGAAGAAGGAAGAAAUAGUUAAGGAGGAGGAAGAUGAAGAUGAAAUUGAUCCCUUGGACGCAUUCAUGAUGGGAGUUCAAGAGGAAGUCCGAAAAGUCAAUAAACAGGAUUCGAAAAGCUCAGGUCCAGCCCCUGGUCCUGUCCCAGUUAAAACAGCUGGUGUAGUUAUUGUGUCAGGUGUAGCCAAGAAAAGAUCAGAUAAGAAAAAGGGAGAAUUGAUUGAACAAAAUCAAGAUGGUUUGGAGUAUUCAUCGGAAGAAGAAGAAGAAAAUUUAAAUGAAACUGCUGCCAUUUUAGCCAACAAACAAAAGAAGGAACUAGCCAAAGUUGAUCACAGUACCCAAGAAUAUCAACCAUUCCGCAAAAGUUUUUAUGUUGAGGUUCCUGAAAUUGCUCGGAUGUCUAAUGAAGAAGUGGAAGCUUUUAAAGAGGAAAUGGAGGGCAUCCGUAUCAAGGGGAAAGGUUGUCCAAGACCUAUCAGGACUUGGGCUCAGUGCGGUGUAAGUAAAAAAAUGUUGGAGGUUCUUAAAAAAAACAACUAUGAAAAACCAACUCCAAUUCAAGUACAAGCCAUCCCUGCUAUUAUGUCAGGUCGAGACCUUAUUGGUAUUGCAAAAACUGGAUCUGGAAAAACUUUGGCAUUUGUCCUUCCAAUGUUGAGGCACAUUAUGGACCAGCCACCCCUUGAAGAGCUUGAUGGUCCAAUUGCGGUAAUCAUGAGUCCCACCCGUGAGCUGUGCAUGCAAAUAGGCCGAGAGUGUAAAAAGUUCACAAAGCCACUGGGUCUUCGCGUGGUUUGCGUGUACGGCGGUACUGGGAUAUCGGAACAGAUAGCAGAGUUGAAGAGAGGGGCUGAGAUAAUUGUGUGCACCCCCGGCCGCAUGAUUGAUAUGCUAGCUGCAAACAGUGGUCGAGUGACUAAUUUGAAAAGAGUCACUUACAUUGUACUAGAUGAGGCUGAUCGAAUGUUUGACAUGGGCUUUGAACCACAAGUAAUGAGAAUAAUUGAAAAUGUUAGGCCUGACCGUCAAACUGUCAUGUUCAGUGCAACUUUCCCUAGACAGAUGGAAGCCUUGGCCAGAAGAAUAUUGAAUAAACCUAUUGAAAUUCAAGUGGGAGGACGCAGUGUUGUCUGCAAAGAUGUUGAACAACAUGUUGUAAUAUUGGAGGAGGAGCAAAAGUUCUUAAAAUUAUUAGAAUUACUUGGUGUCUACCAGCCACAAGGUGGUGUGAUAGUGUUUGUGGACAAACAGGAAAGUGCUGAUGAACUUCUUAAGGAUCUCAUGAAGGCCUCUUAUCACUGCAUGUCUCUACAUGGUGGAAUUGAUCAAUUUGACAGAGAUUCCACAAUUACUGAUUUUAAAUCCGGUAAAGUGAAAUUAUUGGUUGCAACUUCUGUUUGUGCCCGAGGUCUUGACGUCAAAAAUCUUAUUUUGGUUGUAAAUUAUGAUUGCCCAAAUCACUAUGAAGAUUAUGUGCAUAGAGUUGGCCGGACUGGCAGAGCUGGCAACAAAGGUUUUGCCUACACUUUUUUAACACCGGAUCAAGAACGGUCUGCUGGUGAUAUUCUCCGUGCAUUUGAACUGUCUGGUGUCCCAGUUCCUGAUGCACUUCGUAUCAUGUGGGAUAGGUGUAAAGCCAGGGCUGCUGCUGAGGGGAAAAAGAUUCAUACUGGUGGAGGCUUCUCAGGCCGGGGCUUCAAGUUUGACGAAAAUGAAGCCCAAGGAGUGGCUGAACGAAAGAAAUUCCAGAAAGCUGCUCUUGGCUUACAAGAUUCAGAUGAUGAAGACGUGGAAAAUGAUAUUGACCAGCAAAUUGAAAGUAUUAUGGCUCCCAAGCGAAUUGUCAAAGAAAUCAAAGCUGCAUCUCUUACAGCGGGUGGUGUUCCAGUUAUUCCUUCCUCUGGUUCUGCACCAGCUACUGGGCCUUCUGAUAAACUUGAGCUGGCGAAGCGAUUAGCUUCCAGAAUACAGGUUGCGAAGAACUUGGGCGCGGAUGCAAAGGUCAUGACGCAGGUCACUGCUGAAGCCAUUCUUAAGGGAGCUGCUGGAGGGCAGCCUCUCAUCACGGCCAAGACUGUGGCUGAACAGCUAGCUGCAAAACUAAACACCAAACUUAAUUACCAACCAAAAGAAGAAGAGGAAGAAAAGGUCAAAGAAGAGGAACCUGAAACAUUUAGAAAGUAUGAAGAAGAAUUGGAAAUCAAUGACUUCCCUCAACAAGCUCGUUGGCGGGUCACUUCUAAGGAAGCUUUGGCUCAGAUUAGUGAGUACUCAGAAGCUGGAAUCACUGUUCGUGGAACAUUCUAUCCUCAAGGCAAAUCACCUCCUGAAAAUGAGCGGAAACUUUUCCUUGCCAUUGAGAGUACUAAUGAAAUGGCUGUUAUGAAAGCAAAAACUGAAAUCACGAGGUUGAUCAAGGAAGAGUUAAUGAAGCUUCAGACAUCAGGCCAUCAUGGUUUGAAAUCUCGCUACAAAGUUUUAUGACGAUGGAACUUAAAUGUUUCUGUGGUUUUUUACCAACUUAGCCAUAUAUUUUAUUAUUUUAGAACUCUUUUUGUAGGGACUGUUGCUCUGUAAAUCAUUUCAUUGUAUCUGUGAGUGAAGUUGUAUAUUUGUCACUUCUUGUUAUGGACUGCUGACUUACAGGUACUAGUCGUAAUUAAUUUUUACAAGAAUGAUGUGCUUUAAUUCAAAUUAUGAAUAAUCUGUGUGUUGUUCCUGAAACUUGACAGUGUUUUAAGAUGCUGGCAUGCAUUUGUAAAUUGCAGAAGCCCAGCUCUAAUUCAAUCAAUAAUUUAUUGUCUUUGUAAUGAAAUUCUUAACAUUCUGUUCAUUAGUUGCUCCUUUUGUCAAAACCAAUUACACAAGUUUUUUUCUUGUCCUUAGAUUCA